Papaver somniferum (opium poppy) is the source of this 2975-nucleotide messenger RNA. RefSeq names its product rust resistance kinase Lr10-like. The transcript is spliced from 4 exons. Gene Ontology annotation, molecular function: ATP binding; protein kinase activity. Gene Ontology annotation, biological process: protein phosphorylation. NCBI's taxonomy places the organism in Eukaryota, Viridiplantae, Streptophyta, Magnoliopsida, Ranunculales, Papaveraceae. Bases 1700 to 2767 code for a protein of 355 amino acids. The record is from RefSeq and is a predicted model, not a curated record.
AACUGUGGACUACCUGAAUACUCUCUUCUCUACCAAUUACUCUACCAAUUAAAAGGUGGAGUGUCCGGGCAUGUCUAUUCCUGGUUUUGUUCGGGUUUGAUAAAUCUACAAGGAAGAUGAUUUUGUAAUACAAAGACAUCUCCAAUGCCAAGAGGUUGAUGUGCUUCUUGGACCAGGCACCAAUUCUUCGUGUUUGUAACGUCAAAAAUUAAUCUCACUGUUAACCCUAGGGCUAGGAAUUUGGUAAAACAUUCGGUGAAGAUAUUGGAUCAAGUAUGCAAAAAUUAUCUGCAAAGUAGCCGUAUCAAGUAUGCAAAUUGUAGAUAGAAGAAUGAAGACUAAAGCUCCAAAUCUACCACGGGGUCUCUGAAAUGACUAACUAAAGCGUUUAAUCCAAAUUUCUAAAUCCCUCGUUCGUUCCGUCAUUGCUCGAAGACAAACCCGAACAAUGAAGAAAUUGGUCGCUUUUAUCCUUCAACCAGUAUAACCGUGUUCGUUCUACUAUAUGUUUUCAUUUGCUCCGUAGCUUUCCGGUCGUGGGUAUUAGACUCCCGAUUUUUUUUGAUAUUAGAUUCCCCCGAGCUCACAGAUGUUCUCUAUCCACAAGUUUCCCUGUGGUAAUUUGAUCUGCUUGGAAGUAGUUGUCCUAAGUAAGCACGUAACUCAAAUUUCUACAAUUUUCUCCGAAAUUGGAAACUGCUCGUCAUCAAUCAGCCUUUUAGGUACCCGGAAGAGCUGGACCUUCUUAAGAUCUUCCUGAAGAAUGGCAUAAGUCCUUCAAGUAGUGAUUCUCGAACACGCCGAUCAUCUUUUUCAGAAUCAGAAGAGGAAGAAGACUUAUAGCCAAGAAAAUUGCGGAGCAGUUACUAAUGUUCCAUGGGCUUCAGCAGAUUCUGUGGUUAAGUUUUUAAGCCUUGAGCUUCAUUGUCUAAAAGGUUGAUAGAGCUGCACCAACUAAAUAAGCUUGAAUGUGGUUUAGGUCUUGAUGUUUAAUGCAAGAGUAUAAAAUCAGAUUUACAGCUCAAGAGUUCAUGUGUCCACCAAAAAUUACUCCAGCGAAUUGGGUUUAGCUACUUUGAAAAACUGGUUUCCAAGUGAGAUCAAAUUGUCGGUGUAGGGGAUCGAAGAACAUAAGAGGAGAGACAUGAAGAAGCCUCGAACGAAAAAGCCUUUCAUACCAAUGCAAGAUCAUUUUCAGUACUCCUGGACCACAGCAUUAAGUUUGUAAGUGAACUUCAACCUGCUGAGGACUUUAAAGUCAAAGAUUUUGAUUAAUUCUGAAGGAGUAUGGAAAUUUCACCAAAUCAACAUUAAAAGAGACAGUGAAAGGCUUGGAUCAUUCUAGUGGACCAACCCUAUAUGUGUCACAAACAAGGUGGGGAUCAUCUAGCUUCACACCUACGAACUGUACUAUCAACUGAACCAGAACAAAGCCACCAUCAACUUCGUUAUGGAAUUUCUGUGACACGAUAAAUACAUUACUUCAGGAUCAUCGAAAUCGAUAAAUGAAGGACAGUCUCAUUAAAAAGGUUCGGCUCUAAUUGUGGGUGCAGUACUCCUGGGUAUUGUUGCUAUCUUGGUUGUUUAUCGUGCUAUAAAGAGGGAAAGCGCUGCGGAGAAGGAUUUAAAGGCUUCAAAGGGUAGUGAAGUCACUGUAACUGAGCCACCAUACCAACUCUGGCAGGUUGGUUCAGAAACAAUGGAGAAAUUUAUACUUAAUAUGGCUAGUGAAAAACCCAUUAGAUUUACUACUCAAGAACUUCAUAGUUAUACUAAUAAUUACGCAACAAGGUUGGGUUCAGGAGGUUUUGGGGUAGUCUACCGAGGACAGUUACCUAAUGGAAUCAAAAUUGCAGUGAAGGUUCUGAAUAAAAGUGAAGACAAGAACGUUGAAGAGCAGUUCAUGGCAGAAGUAGGAACUAUUGGUAGAACUUACCAUAUUAAUCUAGUUAGAUUGUAUGGGUUCUGCUCUGAUCACCAAACAAGUGCACUCAUUUAUGAGUACAUGGAAAAUGGCUCCCUCGACAGAUUCUUAUUCAAUAAAGAAGCACUGAAGUUCAAAUGGGAAAAACUCCUAGACAUUGCAAUCGGCACAGCAAAAGGACUUGCUUACCUGCAUGAAGAUUGUCAUCAAAGGAUAAUUCAUUAUGAUAUAAAGCCUGGUAAUGUUCUUCUUGACCAAUAUUUUUUACCCAAAGUUGCAGAUUUUGGACUUGCCAAGCUUUGCAACAGAGAAAGUACUCAUGUAUCCUUCACUGGGUACAGAGGAACACCGGGUUAUUCAGCUCCGGAGUUUCUUUUACAUAACUAUCCAAUUACACAUAAGUGUGAUGUUUAUAGCUUUGGGAUGUUAUUGUUUGAGAUGGUGACGAGGCAGAGAAACUUCCAAACGCGUCCAGUUUCAGAAAUAAUAGACUGGUUUCCGAAGAAAGCUUGGGAAGAGUACGAAAAGGGUCGACUGACAGACUUAAUAUUCGAGAUUGGAAUUGAAGAAAAAGAUAAAGAGAAGGCAGAACGAAUGUUCAUGACUGCAUUCUGGUGCGUUCAAGAUUCUCCUGAUUCAAGACCUUUGAUGAGUACUGUAGUGAAGAUGUUGGAAGGUGGAGUUGAAAUUCUCGCACCAUCAAAUCCAUUUCGAUACCUAUUUGCAUUAAGUCCUACAGAUGUGGUGAUUGAUUCAUACACUACAAGAAGUGAUUCCUCUUGGUACAAGGAUUCAGCACCAAUUAUGAAGAAACAGGAGAUGCAGAUGACAAGUUCAAGAUGAAGCCAUGAUCUCUUUUUAUUAUUAUGUAAAUGAGUUUUUAACUAUUUUAGUUACUAGACAGUGAGUCGGUCUACGUUUCUUUUCUUGUGAUACACUCUCAUGAUAAAGAAUUUUAGCAUAACUCUCAAGUCCAAAAGAAUCCAAAUUUGUGUUGCUAUAUAGGACAAUAUGUCUCUGCUAGCUAUAUGAUGCGCUACUUUUUCUUUCA